AUGUUUCACACUGACCACUAUGCGCAAUGUCUCGACUGGUCAAGUCCAGAGUCGGAGCACAAUCCAACAUGGGCGUCCGAAUUUCCGUGGAUUCCUGGAUCAGAAACAGCACAUCAUAUCUUGACAGAAUUCCUUAAAACCAAAGUAUCAAGAUACUCGGAGAGUCGCGAUAUCCCAUUCGAAUCUGGGACAUCUCAACUUUCCCCUUAUCUAGCCCACGGAGAAAUUAGUCCACAUCGUGUACUCCAUGCUCUGAGAGAGGUUCGUUUGAAUCGUGACACGCCAAAACCAGCUAUUGAGUCCUCCAAAACGUUUGAAAGAGAACUCAUUUGGCGUGAAUUCAACUAUCAUUUGUUAUAUCAUCAACCUGAUCUGGCGACUCAAAAUCACAAUGAACAAUGGAAUUUAUUUACCUGGUCACAAAUGGCAACAGAGUCACAGUUGACAGAGUUUUCGCGCACUGGUGAGCUUCCACCAUCCACGGAUGAACAAAAUGCUCUUAAUACGGCGGCUGCGUAUGAUUGUUGGAGAGCAGGACAUACAGGCUUUCCUAUUGUCGAUGCUGGAAUGCGCCAAUUGUGGAAGAUUGGAUGGAUGCACAAUCGCGUUCGCAUGAUCACAGCCUCACUGCUAAUUAAAAAUUUGCGCAUUCAUUGGCGUCUGGGAGAAGAAUGGUUUUGGAAUACACUAGUUGAUGCAGAUCCAGCCAGUAACCCGGGAAAUUGGCAAUGGGUGGCAGGAACAGGCGCCGAUGCUGCUCCCUUCUUUCGCAUAUUCAAUCCUGCAAGGCAAGCAGAUCGUUUCGACCAGAAAUGUGCAUACGUUCGAACAUGGGUGCCCGAGCUCAAGACGAAAACGACACAAGAGGUUGCAGCUAUGUAUGAAGCAUCACCGAGAAAAGCCGCAAAAGAACAAGACGAAGACUUUCUGGCUCUAACUAACCCCUCGUUGACAAGUCAGUGGAUUCACUCUUCACCAAAUUCAGGUUCUACCAGUAAUUCUGUGAAAUAUGCAACUCCUUUCAGUCACGCAUUUUCACAAAGAUAUGUGGCCGUACCCGAAACAAACUAUCACAAUUUGAUCGUCGAUUUCAAGAAAAGUAGGGAUCUCGCGCUAUCUUGUUAUCAGACAAUCAGGAAAAAUUCUGAGUCUUCGCUCUCAUCUGAUACUACGCCAAGAAAAAAAUUUAAGACCAAGAAAUAA
Messenger RNA from Malassezia globosa CBS 7966, 1203 nucleotides. RefSeq lists its product as uncharacterized. The transcript has a single exon. The coding region runs from base 1 to 1203 and encodes 400 amino acids. Gene Ontology annotation, biological process: response to light stimulus. Lineage: Eukaryota; Fungi; Basidiomycota; Malasseziomycetes; Malasseziales; Malasseziaceae. Gene Ontology annotation, molecular function: FAD binding; DNA binding; deoxyribodipyrimidine photo-lyase activity. The record is from RefSeq and is a predicted model, not a curated record.